Messenger RNA from Lactuca virosa, 966 nucleotides. The record is from the annotation of a GenBank genome assembly. Lineage: Eukaryota; Viridiplantae; Streptophyta; Magnoliopsida; Asterales; Asteraceae.
CUUUUCUUUCUCUUUCAUCUGCCCAGCAUGUAGUUUAAAACACCGAACAUUGGAGAAUCGCUAUUUGAAACACAACCAUCGCACCACUCACGACUACUGAUCCAUUCGUCACACUUCUGAAAAACCUAGAACCAACAAUGCUUAAUGCCACAAUCACCAACUAACCACCAUCUCGGAACCCACAUUGCCUUCAACCACCAUCACAGAAAAACCCCACCACCGUCGUUGCUCUCUGUAUGUGCACACUCCACCAAAAAACUAGCAAUGUCUCCACCACCAUACAACCACACCAAUGAUGACGAUGAAUCUCAUAACCAUGCACCAUUCCUUCUUUCUCUGUUUCUGUCGCGAUCUUCAUUUUUGUAUUAAUGAAGAUAAGAUUGAUAUGCAGAUCAGUUAGACCAGUGAAUUGUGGUAAUUGGGGUUUUUUAGGUACAAAGCAUGUUGUUGGAGAUGGUCUUAGCACUUGGCCUAAUCUACUCAUACUGAGGUUCUGUUCAAGACUAGUCUGGGUGAAAAUUUCUCUUCAAUCUCAAUUUUUCCCAAAUCCAACAGUGUUGAAUAUUUUUCUUAAAGAAGAUGAAGAUUUCAAGGCCAUGGGUAUGAAAGGAACUUCUGCUACAUUUUGAGGUAUGAUUUAAAAGAAGUAGACUGAUGAGGUUAGUGUAUAUGCGGGUUGUUUGACAGGAUAUGUGUGUUUUGUUCCUGGAUUUAGUUGGGAUCUUUUUGCUUUUGGUUAAGUUCUCUUGUGAAUAAUUAAUUACAUUGUUGAUAAAGUGGUGGGGCAAAAUGGAAGGAAAUAUCAUAUUUUGUAAAUUGCACUUGAUUCGAUAUGUUUAUUUCUUUAGUAAAAGUCAAUAAUUCAUAUCAAAAGGUAAAAUGACUAUGUGUGUAUGCGGGUUAAAAAGUCUACAUAUAGAAAAGUUUGUACUUAUAGAAAGGCGUUGUUGGAAACGAGAUUGUGGC